AUGAGGGAAGUUAUUAGUAUCAAUGUCGGUCAAGCUGGUUGCCAAAUCGGUAAUGCCUGUUGGGAAUUGUACUCUCUUGAGCACGGUAUCAAGCCAGACGGUCAUCUAGAAGAUGGCCUCUCAAAACCUAAAGGUGGAGAAGAGGGCUUUUCCACAUUUUUCCACGAAACCGGACAUGGUAAAUUCGUUCCAAGAGCCAUUUAUGUGGAUUUAGAGCCCAACGUUAUCGACGAAGUGCGUAACGGCCCUUACAAGGACCUUUUCCAUCCGGAACAGUUGAUCAGCGGUAAGGAAGACGCGGCUAACAACUAUGCAAGAGGUCAUUAUACUGUCGGUAGAGAAAUCUUAGGUGACGUUCUGGACAGAAUCAGAAAGCUAGCAGACCAGUGUGAUGGGUUACAGGGGUUCUUGUUCACCCAUUCUCUUGGUGGUGGUACUGGUUCUGGUCUAGGAUCCUUACUGUUGGAAGAAUUAUCCGCUGAAUAUGGUAAGAAAUCCAAGUUGGAAUUCGCUGUAUAUCCUGCCCCACAAGUAUCUACCUCUGUGGUUGAACCUUACAACACUGUUUUAACUACUCAUACUACUUUGGAGCACGCAGACUGUACUUUCAUGGUCGAUAACGAAGCCAUUUAUGACAUGUGUAAAAAAAACUUGGAUAUUCCAAGACCAAGUUUUGCAAACUUGAAUAACUUGAUCGCUCAAGUUGUAUCUUCCGUGACGGCAUCAUUGAGAUUCGACGGUUCGUUAAACGUGGAUUUGAACGAAUUUCAAACCAAUUUGGUUCCAUACCCAAGAAUUCAUUUCCCCUUAGUUUCAUAUUCUCCAGUAUUAUCCAAAUCAAAGGCAUUCCACGAAUCCAACUCCGUGUCAGAGAUCACAAACGCUUGUUUUGAACCUGGUAACCAAAUGGUCAAGUGUGACCCAAGAGAUGGUAAAUAUAUGGCCACUUGUCUGUUAUAUAGGGGUGAUGUUGUAACAAGAGAUGUUCAAAGGGCCGUCGAACAGGUGAAAAAUAAGAAAACUGUGCAACUGGUCGAUUGGUGUCCAACCGGUUUCAAGAUCGGUAUCUGCUACGAACCUCCAACUGCUACGCCAAACUCCCAAUUGGCCACCGUGGAUAGAGCCGUAUGUAUGCUAUCAAAUACCACGUCUAUUGCUGAGGCUUGGAAGAGAAUUGACAGAAAAUUCGAUUUGAUGUAUGCUAAGCGUGCGUUUGUUCACUGGUAUGUUGGUGAAGGUAUGGAAGAAGGUGAAUUCACUGAAGCUAGAGAAGACUUGGCUGCUUUGGAAAGAGAUUACAUCGAAGUUGGCGCUGAUUCCUAUGCGGAAGAAGAGGAAUUUUAG
Messenger RNA from Saccharomyces kudriavzevii IFO 1802, 1344 nucleotides. It is a transcript of the gene TUB1, whose product is annotated as alpha-tubulin TUB1. The record is from RefSeq and is a predicted model, not a curated record. Gene Ontology annotation, molecular function: structural constituent of cytoskeleton; GTP binding. Gene Ontology annotation, biological process: mitotic cell cycle; nuclear migration by microtubule mediated pushing forces; microtubule cytoskeleton organization. The coding region runs from base 1 to 1344 and encodes 447 amino acids. The transcript has 2 exons. Lineage: Eukaryota; Fungi; Ascomycota; Saccharomycetes; Saccharomycetales; Saccharomycetaceae. Gene Ontology annotation, cellular component: nucleus; cytoplasm; spindle.